AUAAUAACAUGUUGUCAUAUUCGGUGGUUUUUAGGAAAAUAAAUUUUAUUCGACAUAUCUUAAGAAAAUUUUAAAAAUGCGUUGAAAAAAAUAUUUUUGUAACAAAUUCAAAGUUUUGCUAUGGGGAAAUGAUUGAAAACAAAGUAUUGUUUUUAAUCAACAGGAUUUUGCCUAGACCAACAUCUUUGGCAUUAAUUAAAAAAUCGUAUAAGUGCAUCAGCUUUAAUACCGGAUUAAUACCUUCCCCAUGCAAAACAACAUGCAGCAACAGUUCAUAUUUAGGCCAACAAAAGUUUCAAUUAAAUUUCUCCCAGUUGGAUCCAAACAGAAACAACAAACACAAUCUGCUACAACAAUCAACAUUCUCACUGGACUUACUUAAAACUUUUACGGUCGCUAAAAAAGAUCCAAAUAGGAAAAAAAAACGUGUCCCUAAAUUGAUAUUACUGCAAAAUCCCUUUAGAUGGCUGAUGACAAAAAUCGAUUUUAGUGUGUUGAGAAGUGUAUGGGAUCCAUCAUUUACUGAAAAGGAAUUCAAAUUUGGUACUAAACAGGCAAUAUCGCGAGUAACUCAAGUAAUAAGUGACGGCAAGUAUGAGGACCUAAACGGUCUUCUUACGAAGCCUGCGCGUUUAAGUCUGCUCAGGGAAUUGGAGCGGAACUGGAAUAAUCGGCACCGCGCACUGCUAGCACUCAAACACGAAGAUAUACAGAUAUCUUCGCCAAGGAAAGUGUACUUCAUACGGAUUGCCGAUAAAAAGUUCUGCGAUGUUGAUAUGUCUUUUCUGGCUCUCAAAUGGACACCGAUAAAUGCCGUCGACUCGUUGAUAUUUACUGAGAUUUUCGCGAGAUUUCAUCGCGAAUACACACCGAACUGCAUUCCAGAGUGGACCAUAGCUUACUUUAAAAUAACACGUUUUGAAGUUCUGCGACGAUAGAUAUUUAAUUCAAAGU
Papilio polytes (common Mormon) is the source of this 954-nucleotide messenger RNA. RefSeq lists its product as uncharacterized. Gene Ontology annotation, molecular function: ribosome binding. The transcript has 4 exons. NCBI's taxonomy places the organism in Eukaryota, Metazoa, Arthropoda, Insecta, Lepidoptera, Papilionidae. The record is from RefSeq and is a predicted model, not a curated record. Gene Ontology annotation, biological process: inner mitochondrial membrane organization; protein insertion into mitochondrial inner membrane from matrix. Gene Ontology annotation, cellular component: mitochondrial inner membrane. Bases 129 to 938 code for a protein of 269 amino acids.